Messenger RNA from Saprolegnia diclina VS20, 573 nucleotides. RefSeq lists its product as hypothetical. The transcript has a single exon. The record is from RefSeq and is a predicted model, not a curated record. Lineage: Eukaryota; Oomycota; Saprolegniomycetes; Saprolegniales; Saprolegniaceae. Bases 31 to 465 code for a protein of 144 amino acids.
UUUCAGAUCCCAACCAACAUCAAUACUCCGAUGGACCUCAAGAACCUUGCCCGCCGCUUCAGCCGCAGCGACGAGACGCCGACGUCGCCGCCGCCCGCGCCCUUUGCCCGCCCGGCCAGCAUCGACACGGCGCCCGUGCCCUUUGGCCACAACACGGGAGACCAUGAGGAGCUGCGCCGCGCCCGCCGCACCCGCAGCAAGAGCGAGUGCCUCCUCCUGGCCAAGAACCACUCGAAGAGCGACCUCCCGACGCCGUGCCAGGACUACAUUUCGCAGAUCCAGCUCAUCAUGGCCAAGAACGAGACGUCGCGCAGCCGCAACGGCAGCAACAGCAGCACGACCUCGGCCACGUCGCCGGUCGGCUCCAAGUCGACGCCGCCGACGCCCGUGGGGCCGGACGCAGCGUUCGUGCACCGCCGACGCAGCAACUCUGUGCGGACGAGCGCAAUCCCGGCCACCGAGUAAGCGUCCCGCCUUGGCCUAUCUAAUCGUUAUCUAUCUCGCGCCCACGUCGAAGGCGCUAUCUUAAAAGCCGCUCGUCCUCGUAAUAAAUAAUCUCUGUUGUACGUCUUA